AAAACAAAAAGGAUUUUCUCCCUACCCCUCCCUGUUGAAAGAAGACAAUGGAGAAGGCAGUCAAAAUUCUGGAGGGCCAUGUCCAAUGGGAAUAACAAAGAAACCAUAUAAAUUCAUGGAAUGUGAAAAGAGAGAGGAGAAACAAUUUGAAAGUAUGGAGUGUGGGAAGAGCUUCACUGACAGUGGAACACUUAGAAAACAUCAACGGACUCACACAGGAGAGAAACCGUUUAAAUGCACGGAGUGUGGAAAAAGCUUUGCUUGGAGUUCAAACCUUCGUAUACAUAAACACACGCACACAGGGGAGAAACCAUAUAAAUGUAAGGAGUGUGGAAAGAGCUUCAGUCAGAUUGGACACCUUAGAAACCAUCAACGAACCCACACAGGGGAAAAACCAUAUAAAUGUAUGGAGUGUGGAAAGAGCUUCACUGAUAGUGGAACAUUUAGAAGACAUCAACAGACACACACGGGCGAGAAACCAUUCAAAUGCAUGGAAUGUGUAAAGAGCUUCAGUCAGAGUGGAUACCUUAGAAUCCAUCAACGGAUUCACACAGGGGAGAAACCAUUUAAAUGUUUGGAGUGUGGAAAGAGUUUCAGUACGAAUAGAAGACUGAAUAUUCAUCAUAAAACUCACACUGGGGAAAAACCAUUUAAAUGUAUUCUGUGUGAUAAGAGCUUCACUGUUAGUAGAACACUUAGAAUCCAUCAUCGAACUCACACAGGGGAAAAACCAUAUAAAUGUAUGGAUUGUGGAAAGAGCUUCACUUACAGUGAAACGCUAAGAAAACAUCAACGGACUCACACAGGAGAGAAACCAUUUAAAUGCAUGGAAUGUGGAAAGAGCUUUAUUGAUGGUACAGCACUUAGUAUCCAUCAUCAAACUCACACAGGAGAAAAACCAUUUGAAUGUAUGGAUUGUGGAAAAAGCUUCACUUGUAGUGGAACACUUAGAAUCCAUCAACGGACUCACACAGGGGAAAAACCAUUUAAUUGCAUGGAUUGUGGUAAGAACUUCCCUGAUCGUGGAACACUUACAGUCCACCAUCGAAUUCACACAGGGGAAAAACCAUAUAAAUGUAUGGAGUGUGGAAAGAGCUUCACUUAUAGUGGAGCAGUAAGAAGACAUCAAUGGACUCACACAGGGGAGAAACCAUUAAAAUGCAUGGAAUGUGGAAGGAGUUUUAUUGAGAGUAGAGCGCUGAGAACCCAUUACCAAACUCACACUGGAGAGAAACCAUUUAAAUGCAUGGAAUGUGGAAAGAGCUUUAUUGAUAGUAGAGCACUGAGAACCCAUUAUCAAACUCACACAGGGGAGAAACCAUUUAAAUGCAUGGAAUGUGGAGCGAGCUUCAGUCAGAGUGCAAACCUGAAUGCACAUCAUCAAACUCACACUGGGGAGAAACCAUUUAAAUGCAUGGAGUGUGGAAAGAGCUUCAGUCAGAGUGGAACUCUUAGAAAACAUCAAUGGACUCACACAGGGGAGAAACCAUUUAAAUGUAAGGAGUGUGGAAAGGGCUUCACGGAUGUUGGAAAUGUUAGAAGACAUCAAUGGACUCACACAGGGGAGAAACCAUUUAAAUGUAAGGAGUGUGGAAAGGGCUUCACGGAUGUUGGAAAUGUUAGAAGACAUCAACGGACUCACACGGGAGAAACCAUUUAAAUGUAUGGAGAGUUGAAAGAGUUUCUUUCAGAGUGGAACCCUAAUUUCACACACAGGAAACUUAGACGACAUCAACAGACUCACUCGGGGGCAAGCAAAUAAUUGUAUGGAGUGUGGAAAGAGCUUCAAUAGAAGUGGAAACCUUGGCAAACACCAGCAAACUCAAAGAGGGAAAACCACUUACGUGUAUGGAGCGUACGUAGAGCUUCAGUCCUGAUGUUCCUACAAAACAUCAAUGGACUCGCAAGGACAAUCCACAAACUGAAAAAUCAUAAAUAGUUUGAAUGGAAGGAGUGUGGGAAGUGCUUCAAUUGCUUUAUAUAUAGAUAAUUUUAUUAAUACUGUAUAUAAUUUUAUUUACGUAUUGCAUUCAAAAAUGGAAGCAUUCACUUCCUGGUUGUUGAUGUUUGAAAGCCCCAAACGUUCGACUUCCAAAGCGUGCAACAACCAAGAUUCCACUGGGUAUCCAGCAAGUGUGUGUUGUCCAACGAUAUCCAUUCUUUUAACCAACACAAAGAGGCUGCUUCAUAGGAGAAAAUCUAGCAGUGCAAAGCCACCUCUAUUUUUAGUAUCUAUCAAAAUUUUAUACUGUAUUCUUGGUGUGUCCCCCUCCCGCCAGACUAAUCAUGAAAUAUCUCUUUGCCAUUUGUUAAAGAAGCUUGUAUUAUUUAUUAUUGGUAUCAUUUAUAAUACAAACAGUAUCUUAGGUAAAACAUUUCUCUUUAUGGUUGAAAUCCUUCGUAAAAGUGAAAGUUUCAUCCUGCCCCAUAUUUCCAAAUGCUUUUUAACAUCUUUUGAUACUUUAACAUAAUUAGAAUAUGUUGUAAUUCAGUGUUUUUCAAAUAAACCCUUAUUUAGUCUCCAUCUAUACAAUGAACUCUUUUCACCCCUCCUUAUCAUCCAUGCUGAGUUUUGAUCUGAUAUAGUUCUUGGCUGGAUCUCUACAGUCUUUAAUCCUGUAGGCAGUUCUUUCAAUAUUCAGAUCAUGUUUCUUCUUCCCGCAGAAUCCUUUGAAUCAGAAGAACAUGUUUACUCUUGUUCUAAUGGGUGUCUGAAUCUCCAAGCAUCUGGGUUGGCAAACUAAGGCCUGUGGGCUGGAUCAGGCGCAAUUGCCUUCUAGAUCUGGCCUGCGGACGGUCCGGGAAUCGCCGCAUGGAUUGCCAGCAUGCACGUUCUUUCCCUCUCCCUCACCCGGCGGCGCUUUUCUCCUCAGGGACGAGCAAUCUUGUCCCACACCGGGUGCCAUUAACGGGGGGAGUCGGCUCACCCGUCUGCCUGCCUUAGAAGGGUGGCGCUGUGAAGGGGGUGUGACGCUGGCUACCGGCUGCUGACGGAUUUCCAGCCGUCAUUAAAUGGUGCUUAGCAUAAAAUAAAGACACAGUGAGUCAGCUAUAUUUUCAGGAAGGUAAGAGCAGCUCCUUCGUCCGCUUCUCCCCCGAUUUUAUUCUCCUUUGUUCUCCCCUCUCGCAUGGCCGUUUGCCAAUGUCUCACGUUACCUCAUCCGGUCAUGGCUUUUACCCACCCAUCGCCAUAUAAGGUAAUUACUGCCCAGAGGGGGAACAUAACUCCAUAUAAGGUUAUGCACUUAAUACACUGCAAGGCACGGACACGCAGGUCACCGAGGUCAGCGAGGCACCAGGUGGCGCUACAAGCCUUUGCCAUGACUUCAUGGCUCCCACAUGCCCUCUUUCUUUAUAUUAUUAAUCAGAGUCAUAUAUAUCAGUACCAAUACGGUUAUAUCGAGCGCGAUAGGUGACUCUUGUGAGGCCAGAAGCAGGCCGCUGACGGAAGAACCAUGCAGUACAUAUAGAAAUUAAAGAAGGAACACAUUGUAUACAGCAACACAAAAUAACGCAAAUAACUACUAUAAGAAUCACUAAAAUCAAUAAAUGUCGAAGCCAACUUCCAUCCGGAAGCCAAGAAUAUAACCAUGCCCAUGGAUCAAUGGAAGGCGGAGGAGCAAACGGAUUGUGAGCUACCAUGGUUUCCAUAUGAUCAAUCAUCGCAGAUAUGCUGACAUUAUUAUCAGGAAUAAACAUACAACAAUGAGAAUGAACAAGUGCACAAACUCCUCCUUUUGAGGCUAAAAUCACAUCCAAAGUAUAACGAUUCUGUAAAACCACCUGUCUCAUUGCAGACACCUCCUGGUUGAGUUUCUUCAAAGCUUUUAUGGUAUCAUUGAAUAAUCCUUCAGUCCAAUUUGCUAGCCGAUGGAGGUCCCUAUAGUUCAUUGCUGCGCCCACUGAGGGCAGCAAGGCCCGAGAGAUCUGGGUACCGAUAUAUUGAUUUAUGGGUGAAUUAACCUCCCGACGAUUUCGUAGGCUAAGAGAAGAUGGUAACUUAUCAACCUUAUACAACAACGGAACCACGAGACCUAAUGUACAUGUGCCUGUGAGGUUUCGAGGAAUGGAUUUGUAUGCUUUUUCGCCACAAAGCAACCAUAACUCUCUUUGGAGUAAAUAGCUGAUAUUACUACUCUGUUGGGACCAAUUAAAGGCUGCAGUAAAUAAUGAACUGAUAUGAAAUUGCUCAUCUGUGGCAUUUGCUAAGCCAGGGAUAGAAGAAUUCAGACUCCAAUUUGCAUGGUAGGUUUCUUUCCUAGUUUUUAGCCAUGCACUGAUAUCGCUUCUAUAGCACUGAGAUUGGUCACUGUAUGUUCCUGUAAGAGAACAAGAGCUAUUAAAAGUGAAAUUCAAUGUAUAUUGACAGUUUGGAUAUAUGCCCCAUGAUUCUUUCCCCUCUUUAAUUUGAAAACAAAUGGGGGCAGGCUCAUGGAGGGUCAAUUGUACUGGAGG
Podarcis lilfordi (Lilford's wall lizard) is the source of this 4455-nucleotide messenger RNA. NCBI's taxonomy places the organism in Eukaryota, Metazoa, Chordata, Lepidosauria, Squamata, Lacertidae. The record is from the annotation of a GenBank genome assembly.